AUGAAGCUAUUCCUAUCCGCCACCAUCCUCUCUCUGGCUUCGGCCGCCGCAGUGCAAAAGCACGGAACUGUGCAACAGCUUGCGACCUUUCCUGGCUUUGCUGAGAACAUCGCAGUCCGUCACAAUGGCCACAUCCUCGUGACAUCUCUCUCGACUCCUUCCAUCCACUACCUCAAUCCAGCCAGACCAAACAAAACCACCCUACUUCAACCCAUCCCAGGUGCAAACGGCGUCAGCGGCAUAGUUGAGCUACAAAAGGACAUCUUCGCCGUCGCAGCAGGGAUAUGGAACACGACCGCACGACGCGAGACCAAUGCAUCUGUAUGGACAGUCGACUUCCGGCACUCAUCUGCGCAUCCCACCUUGAGAAAGAUCGUCAACAUUCCAGAAACGACAGUCUUAAACGGGCUCACAUCGAUACCCGGAACUUCAAUCGUUCUUGCCUCGGACUCAGCAGUGGGUGCUAUCUAUGCCAUCAAUGUCAAAAAGCACACCCACUCGAUAGCGAUACAAGAUAGUGUUUUGGCGCCAACAGGGCCUACACCGAAUCUGGGCGUCAACGGAAUCAAAGUCCACAAAUCGAACCUGUAUUUUGCAAACAGCGGCACUGGCGUCUUUGGACGCUUUCCGAUAACCCGUUCUGGGAAGCCGACUGGGCCUGCAGAGACGGUAUCCCAGUUCAGCGGAUCGGUGGACUCAGCCAUCGAUGAUUUCGUCAUCGACGAGCAUGGGAAUGCGUACAUCUCUUUCCAUCCAAAUACUGUUUUCAAAGUCGACAGCCACAGCAAACAGAAGGUGAUUGUUAGCGGGGCCCAACAAAUACGAGAUCCGACAAGUGUCGCACUGGGACGGGGAAGCAAGAAAGGUAGAAAAGCCCUUUAUGCCUCUGUUAACAUUCUGGCGGACCCGACUGUUGGUGGUGUCGAUGCAAUCUAUCUGUAA
Didymosphaeria variabile is the source of this 942-nucleotide messenger RNA. RefSeq lists its product as uncharacterized. The coding region runs from base 1 to 942 and encodes 313 amino acids. The record is from RefSeq and is a predicted model, not a curated record. The transcript has a single exon. Lineage: Eukaryota; Fungi; Ascomycota; Dothideomycetes; Pleosporales; Didymosphaeriaceae.